GAUGAGGAGCAGCUCUCCCCGUCCUCCUCCUCCUUCUCCGGGCAUGGCUUCCUCCUCCUGUCCCCAGUGCUCGGGCUGCGGGAUGGGCAGGCACCUGCUGGAGGGGGGCGGGGCUGCGCUCACCUGUCCCAGGUACAGUCCGGAGACCCCCGCCCCUCUCCCGCCGGACCCGCCGCUCGUCUUCCCGGGGAACAUGGGGGGGAAGCGGCUGCAGCGCCUGAUGCACAAUGUGCGCCGCCUGCCACAUAGAUACCAUCUGCUGGGGGGCAGCGAGCUGAAGGCGGAGGCGGAUGAUCAGUGUGAGCUGAAAUCUGUGGGACAAGAAGAUGACAUCAUCCCGUUACCUGCCAAGGAAGCGAGCCGGCUGGAUGAGAGCGAGCUCAUUAAGUUCUUACAUGUGGAUGUGAACAGCGGCCUGUCCGAGGGCUCCGUGCUCCAGCGCCGGGGGAAACAUGGCUGGAACGAGUUUCAGGUGGAUAAUUCCGAUCCCAUCUGGAAGAAAUACCUGGGACAGUUCACUAAUCCGCUCAUCCUGCUGCUGCUGGGCUCCGCGCUGGUCAGCGUCGUGACCAAGGAGUACGAGGACGCCGUCAGCAUCACAGUGGCGAUAUUAAUCGUGGUGACCGUGGCUUUCGUGCAGGAAUAUCGCUCAGAAAAAUCUCUUGAGGAGUUAAACAAACUGGUGCCCCCCGAAUGUAACUGUGUCCGUAAUGGGAAGCUGCAGCAUCUACUCGCUCGAGAACUGGUCCCUGGAGAUGUGGUGUGUCUGACAGUCGGUGACCGGGUCCCUGCAGACAUCAGACUAAUUGAGACGACGGAUCUGUUAGUGGAUGAAUCCAGUUUUACUGGGGAGACAGAACCAUGCAGCAAAAUCCACGGAUCAGUGGACGAAGCAAGCGGCCUGACAACACUGAGCAACAUUGUCUUCAUGGGCACGCUGGUCCGAUACGGAAAAGGAAAGGGAAUCGUCAUUUGUGUGGGAGAGAAGUCGCAGUUCGGAGAAGUCUUCAAGAUGAUGCAGGCAGAGGAGACUCCUAAAACACCUCUGCAGAAAAGUAUGGACAAGCUGGGGAAGCAACUGUCCCUCUUCUCAUUUGGAAUAAUAGGGCUCAUCAUGCUGAUUGGCUGGCUGCAGGGGAAGCCUCUGCUCAGCAUGUUCACCAUUGGAGUCAGUCUAGCCGUGGCCGCUAUUCCAGAAGGUCUCCCCAUUGUGGUGACAGUGACGCUGGCCCUUGGGGUAAUGAGAAUGGCCAAGAAGCGGGUGAUCGUCAAGAAGCUGCCCAUAGUGGAGACGCUGGGUUGCUGCAAUGUCAUUUGCUCCGACAAGACUGGCACUCUGACCGCCAACGAGAUGACAGCCACCAGAUUAGUCACGUCGGACGGGCUGCACGCGGAGAUCACCGGUGUUGGCUACGAUGGAAAAGGAUCCGUCAACCUCCUGCCGUCCAAUGAUGAGCUCCGAGAAUUCUCCAACAUCUCUGUAGGAAAACUGGUGGAGGCCGGCUGUGUGGCCAACAACGCUAUCAUCCGCGCAGACAGUCUCAUGGGCCAACCAACAGAGGGCGCCCUACUAGUCCUGGCAAUGAAGAUGGGUCUGGGGAACGCCAGGGAGAAUUACAUCCGCAAGAAGGAAAUUCCAUUCAGCUCGGAGCAGCGGUGGAUGGCCGUGAAAUGUGUGGACAAGCUAGAGAACCAGGAAGAAGUGUAUUUUGUGAAAGGGGCGUACGAGGAUGUGAUCCAGUACUGCACGAGCUAUAACAGCGGGGGGAUGUCCAUGCCACUGACCCCCCAGCAGAAAUCCCUGUACGUGCAGGAGGAGAAGAACAUGGGCAGCCAAGGCCUGCGAGUCUUGGCCUUGGCCUCUGGUGCUGAGCUUGGAAAACUCACAUUCCUUGGACUGAUUGGAAUAAUAGACCCGCCACGUAGUGGGGUGAGAGAGGCUGUGCAGAUCCUGCUGGACUCCGGGGUGGCUGUGAAGAUGAUCACGGGGGACGCGCUGGAGACCGCCCAGGCCAUCGGCAGGAGUAUCGGUCUGACUAACGGACACAUGAAGGCCAUCUCUGGAGAGGAGCUGGACCGUCUGGAUGAAUCGGCGUUGCCGUCCGUGGUCACCAAGGUGUCCGUGUUCUACCGAACCAGCCCCAAGCACAAGCUGAAGAUCAUCAAGGCUCUGCAGCGCACGGGCGCCAUAGUGGGCAUGACGGGGGAUGGUGUAAAUGAUGCAGUCGCUCUCAAGUCAGCCGACAUUGGCGUGGCGAUGGGAAAAACCGGAACAGACGUCAGUAAGGAGGCAGCGGACAUGAUCCUGGUGGAUGACGACUUCUCCGCCAUCAUGAACGCCAUCGAGGAAGGGAAAGGAAUAUUCUACAACAUCAAGAACUUUGUCCGGUUCCAGCUCAGCACGAGUAUUUCUGCGCUGAGUCUCAUCACACUGUCCACCAUCAUGAAUCUUCCAAACCCCCUGAACGCCAUGCAGAUUCUGUGGAUCAACAUCAUCAUGGACGGACCCCCAGCUCAGAGUUUGGGGGUGGAGCCUGUGGAUAAAGAUGCCAUCAAGCAGCCCCCCAGGAAUGCCAAGGAAGCGAUCCUUAGCAAAGCCUUACUCCUGAAGAUCCUGCUCUCGGCCGCCAUCAUCAUCAGCGGGACGCUCUUUGUCUUCUGGAAAGAGAUUCCGGAUGGGAAAGUGACUCCCAGAACCACGACGAUGACCUUCACGUGUUUCGUGUUUUUUGACAUGUUCAACGCCUUGUCCUGCCGGUCGCUGAAUAAAACAAUCUUUGAGAUCGGCAUCUUCAGAAACCGGAUGUUCUGGCUGUCCGUGGUCGGCUCCAUCCUGGGUCAAAUGGCCGUUAUCUACAUCCCCCCCCUGCAGAAAGUGUUCCUGACACAAAACCUACAUGCACUGGACCUGCUCUUCCUCACCGGUCUGGCGUCCUCCGUCUUCGUGGUGUCGGAGCUGAUUAAACUCUGCGAGCAGUGUUGCUGCCGGAAGAAGAUGGUGAAAGUCCUAGAAGAAGAAAUCUAAAGACGACCGUGUAGCUCUUGUCGCCCUGCCCCCGCAAUGUGCACUGCGCCGUCCGCUUUAUUAUUUAUGUGAAGUCGACACUGCUGUGUUUUAUUGGAGAAAACAUUUAACAGGCAUGAAAACCGGAAAGACUAAACCGCGACGACAGCGAUUCCUGGCUCGAAGGAGAAAUCAUCGUGGUUUUUUUUUGUAUUUUCCGAUUCAUUUACAAUUAAAGACUAAUCAUUUAUUUUUUAAAUAAUACAAACGAGUCUGGGAGUCAAUCGAACCUGCCCUGCAGAGCAUCACACCAAAGGAGUCCACACUAAGGCCUGGGGGCGGUAUGACUAUUCACAUGCCCCAGAAGUUCUGUAAACCAAACAUUUCUGCCGCAUGUGGACGCCCAAGUGCGAGGGCUCGCACACGCAGCUGCCACACAGUGAAUGAGCCCCUUAAAUUCUGUGCUGUACGUACGGCGGUGUAAAGCAGCAUGGCUUCCACUGACACGUCAGCCUCCGUUCACAACGCUCUGCAUGAGCCCUGGGCUACACAGAUAAGCUGCGACUACAGAUUUAACACUGGAGGGACAGCUGCAGUCCACAAGGACCACGGACUGAGACGCUAAUGAUGGCUGCAGUCCACAAGGACCACGGACUGAGCC
Molecule: messenger RNA, 3665 nt
Organism: Bufo bufo (common toad)
Lineage: Eukaryota; Metazoa; Chordata; Amphibia; Anura; Bufonidae
Gene: ATP2C2
Product: ATPase secretory pathway Ca2+ transporting 2
Biological process (GO): manganese ion transport; calcium ion transmembrane transport; intracellular calcium ion homeostasis
Cellular component (GO): endoplasmic reticulum; plasma membrane; Golgi membrane
Molecular function (GO): ATP hydrolysis activity; ATP binding; P-type calcium transporter activity
Source: RefSeq, a predicted model, not a curated record